GUACGGUGUCACUUGUCACAUAGAUGUAUACAAACAGUAUGUGCCGCCUCGUGCCUUUUGUUAAGCGCGGUUAAAAUUGGUGCUCUGUAGUGAAGCAUGCAGGGAACAACGCUCUGGGAAGGAAGCACUUGUCCGCUCUGCAAAACGAAAGGAAUUAAUUCGAAAUUGAAGUUUUUCCGCUUAAAUUUACGUGUCGCAGCUUUGUUAUGUAAACACAAAAAGUGUCCAUUUCCAGUGAGUACAGAGUAUCCUGACACAUUUGUCCGUGUUGGUCGAGAUGGCAAGAUUAUACCAGGUUCAGAGUCUGAGAGAGGUUGGCCACAGGAAGAGGAAGAUGAUUCUGAUGACUCACCAUAUAUUUCUGAUACAUCAGAAGAGUCUGUUACAUUUCCAGAUAUUUUCCCAGAAGUCAAGACUCUGCAAAAUGUUUCAUCAGAGAAUACAAAUGAUAAAGGAGUCUUGGAAGUUGAUGCAUUUGAUAUAAGCAAUAUUGAUUUUGAAACUGAAGACAGUAUGGAUAUAUUCAAACUACGAAAUGAGAUAACUUCCCUAGAAAAGGAAAUUACAAAGUGUGUAGAAAAUAUGAAAGCUGUGCCACCCCAUGUUAACUAUAAAGGUUCUCCAGUGCUUAAUAACUACAGCGAAAAGUGUGAAAAUUCAGGCACAGUGGCAGCCAAAGCUUUUUCAAGUUUGGAUGAUAACAUUUGUACUGAUACACACAGAGAAUCAGGUACAAAUUGCAUUAGCUGUGUGAAAAUGAACGAAAAUGUGAUUGAGCAGAGUAACAGUAGAAACUCUGGUAAUAUAAUAUUGCGUGAACAUGAUUCACCCACUAGCAUACCUAGAAGUCUUGAACUUACUGAAGUGAGUGAAGAAUUAGCCAGCUUUAUGCAGCAUUCAGAAGUCAGCACCCCGAUUUCUAAUAUGUGUAUUUCGAGCCACAAACAUGCAGAUGUUCAGAGUAAGAGCAAGAGAAAUUGUGGAGGUGCAGGCCACAAUGAUGAUAGUGAUCAUGGUGAUGGUUUUGAAGAAGUGAAAAGCACCAGUAACAGUAAUGACAACAAUGUGAAAAAUCCAGAGCAGGAACAAACAAUACUAUUAAUUCCUCAAGAUACAAAAAAUACCGUGGGAAAUGAUUUAUCUAGGGUGUGUGAAUUACAUGCAGAAUUAGUCAUUAGUGAAUCAGUAAGCACUAAAAAAAAUAUUGAUUGUGACAAGGAGAUGCGUAAUGAUAAAGAAGUGGUCAUUAUAUUUGAUGAUGAUAAGAGUAGUGAGUGUAAUGACAAUAAUGCAGGAAAGCAGCUUGAUGUUGUAUCUAUGGCAGAUACCACAAAUCCAGAACCUGAACCUCUGGUGGUGUUAAAUCAUCAGAGUAUGACAAAUACUGUAGGAAAUCAUUCACCAGGAAAGCUUGAAUUAUUUGCAGAAUUAAUGCCUGGUGUAUCAACAUUCAAUAAAAAAGAUAAUCAUUGUAUGAAAGAGAUGUGUGAGGAUAAAGAUGUGGUCAUUAUAUUGGAUGAUGAUAAGAAUAGUGUUAGUACAAAAAAUACAGUAGUAAAUGAUUUACCAAGAAAGAGUGAAUUACAGGCAGAAUUAUUAAGUGCUGAAUUAGUACCCAUUCAGAAAGAUGAUGAUGGUCAUGAGGUGUAUAAAAUUGUGACAGUUGAUAGUGAUACAUCAUCUACAGGCUUCCUUGGGGAUUCAAGAAACUAUGAAGUUAUAGAUGUACAAUUAAGUUCCUGUGAAAACCUGGAAUCAACUCAAAACACUGACGGGAGGAAACCUACAAACGUGCAUCACAGCGCUCAAAAUACUAUUGAGCAACUUGAUAAGAAAAGCAGUAUAACUUGCUCAAAUUCAGGGAGUGUAACACCAUCUGUAAAAAUAAAAAUUGUAGAAGAAGAUGGACUAUUUGUGUGCAAAACUGAUGCACAUUCUAGUGUUUCAGAAGUAGAGGAAACAAAGCAGGUUCAAAAUACGUCUGCAAGAAACAACGCUCAUUCUAAAAACUGUGUUUGUUUUUUAUGUAAAGAAUCUGAUCAGAAGGGCAUCACAUCACAUCUUGACAGGGCACUGGCAGAUAUUUUCCCAGAGGAAUGUCCUACUGAUAAACACUUGAAAGAGAGAGAACUUCGAACAGAAAGAGAAGUCAUGAAAGACUUUCUUCGUUACAUGACUGGAAAUAGUAGCAUGAAGGAUACCAAAAAGAGUCCCAAAAAGAGAAAACGUAUCUUUCAUCUAUAAUUCCCAACACUGUGUGCAGGAAGACUUCUGUAUAAUAUCAGUAUGUGACUCCAUUCUAAAGACAAGUACAAAAUAUGUGAGUGAAAUGUGAAUAACUUAUCUUUGUGCCACAUCGCUAAAUGCCUUAAAGUGCAAGAGAAAAGGGAAUGAAGGCAAAAACCUGGAAGAGAAGAGAAUGUGAUAAACAGAGUUAUGCGAGAGAUAUGUUAGGGGCAAGUGUGUGGUCCAUACUGACAAAUGUGGUGUUCAUAAGAUUUACUGUAUACCAAACGACUGCCUCUGCCAGCAAAAUUUUAGUAUUUCUUGCUUUUUCUCUCUUUUCAUUGCAAUGAAGGCUCCAGUUUUUGAAUUCUAAUCCUAGUGCAAAAUUGCUUUUAUAUUCGCUUGUUGUUUAUUUUUAUUGUACUCAGAAGUGUUAUUCCUAUCAGCGUUUUGUUGUCUGGUAACUAGUUAUCUUCAUUUGUUUCAUUCCUUCUAAAAUUCAAUCGUGGCUUAUACUUUGAAUCUCCUUAUUAUUUAGACUGAAUGUGGUGGUACCUUUGUCACACAAAUAAACUAGUAUCAGACACGUUUUUAUGUAUUUCAAGAAGAGGAUGGGGAAAUGGGUCUCAGGUGGAGUCUAGAGAGCGAAGUUGACAGUACCAAAUUUUAUGGAGCUAUGCCUUACUUUAAUUACCUAAAUUCAUUUCGAUACACUAAUUCCAUUUCAAAAACUAAUCUGUGUUACAUGAGUGACAUUGUGUAUGAAAACAUAACUCUAAAUGAUAACUUCUCUUCAACACCCACAGUCAUCACCAACAAAGUCAGAUUUGCCAUGAAAAAUGGUGUAUUUAUUUAUGUACCAAAAUUAUAGACUACUCACAAGUCGCAUAUAACUUUUUCUUUAUUUUCACGUUUCACUCGACUAAAGUUAGCAUUUUCAGAAAUUACAUAGCAAGGGCUACAUGUUACAAGUAUGGGGCUAUGUGUAGUGGCGCUGUCAUAUGUAAAUAUACAUAGCCCAAUAUUUGUAAUGUGUGGUCCUCGGCUACAUAAUUUCUGAAGAUGUUUAUUUUGGUCGAAUGAAAAAUGUAAAAAUAAAGACAAAGUUAUAUGUGGCUUGUGGCUGGUCCACAAUUUUAAUUUAUAAUUGUCACUGUUUCUCUGCAAACAGAUGCAUGGGCUCACUACCAGGUGUAGAAGUAUGAAACUGGAAUUUGGUUGCAAUAAUGACACGUCUGUUGUUUGAAACUGAUAAACAUUGUUUCAUUCAAAUUAGUCUCCAUUGCUAUUUAUACAUUUCUCCCACCUCUCUGGCAAGACAUGAAUGCCACGCAAAAGAAAAACAGUUCUUUUGAAGUGAACCAGUCAUUGAGCCAUUUUCGUACUUCUGCAUACGAAUUGAAAUGUUGUUCAGCUAGAGCGUGUCCCAGUGAUGCAAAUAGACGUCAGUCAGAUGGAGCCAAGUCUGGAGAAUAAGCUGCAUGCCCUAGUAUUUCCCAACUGAAUGCCUCCAUCGUUCCCUGACCCGUUUUGCUGUGAGUGAUCAUGGAACAAUAUGACUUUGUGUUGCCUUUUUCCAUAUUCCUGUCAUUUUUCAUGUAAUACUCAAUUUAAAUCUAUCUUUUGCUGUCGGUAGUGAUCAGUGUUAAUGGUUUCACCAGGUUUUAGCAGCUCAUAAUAGAUGACACUCUUCUGAUCCCACCAAACACAGGGCACUCUCUUCUUUCCAAAGUGAUAUGGUCUUGGAGUGGGUGUCGAUGGUUUGCCUGGAUUCACCCAUGAUUUAUGAUGCUUAGGAUUUUCUCAAAAUAUAUCCAUUUUUCAACACCUGUCACUAUUUGAUGGAGAACGACUUUCUUUUGUAUCUAGCGAACAGCAUUUCACAAGUGGUCUUUCUAUUUGCUUGCAGUCUUUCAUUCAGUUCAUGCAGAACCCAUUUUCUCACUUUCUGCACCUUUCCCACAGCUUUCAACCAAAAAGAAAUGGCUUUCUGCGUCACAUUCAAUUGUUCCGCGAGUUCCUGUUGAGUAUGAGUAUCAUCUUCAUCCAAUAAGGCCUGCAAUUUGUUUUCUUCAAACUUUUUUGGCGGUUUGCCGCGCUCAUCAUUUCUCAGGUCAAAAUUACCACUUUUGAAUCUGCAGCAGUUUUCUUCAAAUGAUAACAGAAAACCAAUGCUGUCCGCAAAUCGUAGUUUGUAGGGACAAAACUUGACAUGUUUACAGGUUUGAAACGGGUACUGAUGUAUGGGGCUUGCAUUACUGUGUGUUAACAUUUGUUGUCAGCUGUUACAUGAAGCAGAUGACACUGCAGAUGCUUUCUCAUGGGCCCUAUGCUGACAGCUAGCACCAUCUGUAGGGAAAUUCUGGCUUCAUACGUCAUCUGGUAUAUUUAUCAGCAAAUGAUUCUAUGAGACAUAUGAGCAUUUUUCUCCUUUUUAUUAUUUUGCCUUUGCCAUUAUUGCACGAUUACACUAUUUCUUCAUAGACCAUAGAUAGUGUAUUACACCACAAAUAAUCCAUAUUAUUAUCUCACAUUCAAAAUAGUUACUUUCCUUUGCACAAAGUUAUCAGAAUUUCCUGCAAGGUAAUAGAUAACAACACAAAUACUCGUUCAUAGAUUUUGUCUGAUUUCAUAUUACUUACUUACUCAUCAACCGCUGACAAUUUAUGUGUGUUUUGAUGUGUAUUCAGUAAUAAAGUUAAAAAUAAAAAAUUAUACAUUACAUUUAUAUUUUACAUUAAAAAAUGUCUGGUUUAGGAUACCACACUAUUAUAGAAUUCUUCAACAUCAUAAACACAGCUGUCGAUUAAUGGGUACCGUUCAUACCACCAAAGGAAUCGUAUGAUAGGUCUCUCACUGCUAGGAGCAAUUAUUGCACAGAUUUAUGCCAAUGUAAUAUCUGAUCAUUGUUCUGUAAUUGUGGAUAGAACUUCAGUAAAUUGAAAUUUCUGGCUGGUUUUGUAUUGAGAUGCCUCUAAGUGCUGCUGUCCCACCCUGUCCCCCAACCCCCACCCCUUAGUCCUCAUAGUAAA
Schistocerca nitens (vagrant locust) is the source of this 5258-nucleotide messenger RNA. RefSeq lists its product as uncharacterized. The transcript is spliced from 4 exons. NCBI's taxonomy places the organism in Eukaryota, Metazoa, Arthropoda, Insecta, Orthoptera, Acrididae. The coding region runs from base 97 to 2244 and encodes 715 amino acids. The record is from RefSeq and is a predicted model, not a curated record.